CGCAUCACAACAUAGUGGGACACAUGAGCGAAGAGCAGCAAGCUCGAUGCUAACAUUUUCUAUUGUGAACGUAGUACAACGACGCGUUAAACAGACGGGAAGGGGAAAAAAAGAGAUCGGCCUUAUAUAAUGUGAAGAAUGUCGAUUGGGCUGGAAGAUGGAUGCAACCUGGAAAUCAACGAGGAGCACCUCGAAAGCACUGAAAAGGGGAAAAAGCUUCCCAUCUAUGCUAAUACGCGGUGAAUGCAGCCCUCGCGAAAGUUGAGGUCUUUCCUCGUGGCGUAUCCAAGGUCAGGCGGGGCGGUGAUGUUUGCUUUUUCCGAGGGGCACCGGAACGCACCACGAGGUGAUGUGGACCCAGCAUCUGCUUGACGGUCUGCCGCACAAUGGAUUAUAAGAGCCAGGAGACUAAGGCGUGCCAAGGAAGGAAACUCGCUCCCGCUGUGGACUACAACGCGGAUGAAUAUUUAAUCGGUCUCCAGCACAAAAACAGGAUCCUGAAUCGACUGAAAGUGAAAGGCCCCAGAGAGAUAGAGCUGGAAAGACUAGAACAAGGCUUUUCCAUUUAUUUCAACGGAGCCAAUGCGGAAUCCUGCAAGAAGCAGCACAAGAGCUCCAACCACAAGCCUGUCACCUCCACGCCUGUUUGGAGGACUGCGUGCACAGAAGCAGAUGUCUGUCGAAGCGCCCACCAGUUAAGCGAAGAUUUGGAGCCCAGCCACAAGCGGAGGAGCCACACCGCCCCCGGAAAGGUCCAGAGGAAAGAAUGGACUCAGGAUUCUAUCAUAAUCCGAACAGAGGAUGGACCAAGUUUGAAGAUAUGCCCGGACAAACGCUACUCUGAUGAAUUUGAGCCUUAUGAAAGCGUAGACAUGGAGAGCUCCGGCCCACGCUCGCCUCGCGCUCUUUGCUCGCCGAGUGACACCUGUAUGCUUUCGCGCUCCUUCGGCACCAGGCCCGAGAGCCAAGCAGGACAAGCGAGCCAGGAGCACGGCGAGAAGGUGCUUCUCAAUCUCGAAGAAGUGAAGGUUUUAAGGCGCAGCCUGGAGAACAGCAUGCGGCGGAGCAGCCGCGGCUCUGCGGGGGAGGAGUCCGACGAGGAGUGGGUGGAGGAGCAAAUCGAGCGCGACGAGAGCACGGAGAGUCUCGACGAACUGGGACUUCCCGUGUCAUCCUCCAAGUCUUCCUCCAACCCUCAGCCCGUCAGUUCGCAUUGCCACUUUGACCCAGCGAACCUCAUUGUCCUCGACUUCGGACCGGCACCUAAAGGACGUAAGCUUGAGCGUUCGUUGUCUGCAAAGAGGAAGGAUAACAGUGACUCCUUCAUACCCACCAAGCCAGUGUUGGUGAAGAGCAAAACAUUAGAUAUGCCACCUUCAAAAGACAGCUGGGGUAGUCCGAGGCCAGCAAGUCAGGCGGAGAGGCGCCUGUCAACAGCCAGGAGGGCGUUCACUGAGGAGCAAGACCAGGCCGAGGUCGCCCGUGGGGUGUGCCAGGCCAUCCAGAGAGAGAGCAAGAGUUCCGAGCUCUUCACUCGCAACAUGGGCAGAGGGCAGCAGAUGAUGAACGGCUUAGUGCAUCGCAAAAGCAGCGACAAAGAGGAGAGCGGUGUCACUGUGGCCAUGGAGAGAAUCACAUUCAUGGGAGCCAGGGAGCAGCACAAACUGCUGAAAGCCUUGGAGGAGCUGGAAGCUGCACCCACCUUCAACCUUCCUCCGGGUGUCAAAACAGACUGCGGCAAACCCCCGCUGAGGCCGUCCUCAGAGGUCCCCCCCGCUCUGUACGUCACGAUGGAGAUCCUGUCCAACUGGGGGCACGAGCUGCAGGUGGGCCUGACCGAGCUGCAGUUUUUCGGCCCCGGGAAUAAGAAGCUGUACGUGUCGCCGCAUGACCUCGACAUCAGGAACGUCGACUAUCCCGGGAAUCUGGCGGCGCUCGUCAAUGGCAAGGCGAAGACGACCAAGGUGCGCCACAUGUGGACGUGUCCCUUCCACCCUCCCAUCCAGCUCUAUUUCGUCAUCCGGAACACGGAGCGCUCUGCAGACUUUGGGAUGUCUCGUAUCAAAAUCUGGAACUACAACAGAAGCCUUAACGAACUUGACUUCGGUGCACGUCAUGUAAAGCUGUACCUGAACAGCACGCUCGUGUUUGAGGGCGAGCUAGAGAGAGGCUGCGGCAACCAGGUCUUCGACUACAGCACCACCAUUGAGCUCGAGGACUUCCAGGCUUCAGAUUCUUUGUUUUCCAGCCCUUCAUCCUUGGGAUACAACCUCCGGGGGACCACCCCCCAGCGACACGAUGACAGCGGCACGCACCAGCACCUCAGUUCCGCUCUUCUGCCAUCAGAUGCAUCAAGCCAGGCUAUGAUGGACACUCAGGAGAGCUCGCACGCACCUCUUCCUCCCAUCUCCGCUCGGCGCUCCUCCACACAGAGGAACUCUUUUGACGAGCCCGCGCCCAUGGCGCAGACCGUCACCAUGCAGCCGUCCUCAUCGCGGAUGACCCCGCAGUGGCUGCAACCCCUGAAGAGAUCCGCCCCGGAGGGCUGUGAGGCCAGCAGGGAGAGGCCGCGGUGGCUGGUUCCGCAGCAGUCCCCCGCGGAGCCCAAAUCGGCAUCCUCAGCCUCGUCGUCUUCGUUGCUCCCAGAGUUGCCGUGCAACCCCGGUCGUGUGUGCAGGGGGGGGGAGAGAGCGCCUAACGGGGCACAGUGGAAGGCCGAUUCUCUGGACUUCAACUGUGACCUGCUGGACGAGCUCAGAGAGCAAAAGCACGAGCGGCCGUUCAGCGGCCGAAGGAGCUCCUUAAGAACUAGGCAGACAGAGGAGCAACACGUGAAAUCAAAGACAGAGGCAACGAUGUCGGCCAACGCCGGCAGGAGGCAGCGGUCCCCGAGGCCCCUGGGGCACAGCCACCGGGACGACACCCUCAUGGAAUCGUGGGACUCCCUCACCAAGUUUAACCAGUGCCAACGUGGUCGCCUCUCCAACACGGGCUUCGAGGGCGACAUAUUUGACGACUUUCAACAGCAACCCAGCCGCGGCUCCCCCGCGGUGCCCGCCAACGCCUGCGACGCGCCCACGAGCCCACCUUCCUCCUCCUCGUCCGCCCGAGGGCUGCCAUGUGAGGGCCCUGAUGGGGAUUUGUUUAUGGAGCAGGAGGAAGACUUUGAGAUCCCGGUGCUCCCUAAGGGCCAAAGGUUGGUCAUCAACAUUCUGUCCACUUGGGGGGACCGCCACUACGUGGGCCUCAACGGCCUGGAAGUGUUCAGCUCCAGCGGAGAGCCCCUCCAACCCGCUCAAAUUAGCGCGGACCCCCCUGACAUCAACAUACUCCCGGCGUACGGCAAGGACCCCCGCGUGGUCACCAACUUGACGGACGGCGUUCAUCGCACACAGGACGAUAUGCACCUCUGGCUGGCCCCGUUCACGCCUGGUCGGAGCCACACCAUCUUCCUGGACUUCGGACGCGCCUACCAGGUUGCGAUGAUCCGGGUGUGGAAUUACAACAAGUCCCGCAUCCACUCUUUCCGAGGGGUGAAGGAGGUGGAGAUGCUGCUGGAUGGGAGGUGCAUCUUCAGGGGCGAGAUCGCGAAAGCUUCCGGGACUCUUUCAGGAGGAUUGGAUCAAUUCGGUGACACUAUUCUGUUCACUACCGACGACGAUAUCCUGGAGGCCAUGUCCCGUUUCGAUGAGACCUUCCUCGGUGACGGCGAAGGAUCGGACAAUCCUGUGCACGAGGAGGAGCUGCACAGGCCGCGCACUGCAGACGGAGAGGGAGAGGAAAGACCUUUCACCCAGGCUGGCUUCCGCGAGGAGGACCUCGCCUUGAAACUUCACCUCAACAUAACUGUGAGCCAGUUGGAGAACAUGGAGCCGAUUCGUGGGAUGUACACUGGAAAGUGCCUUCGUCUGGAGCUGGCGUCAACGUGGGGCGACUCGCACUACAUGGGCCUGACGGGACUGGAGGUGGUCGGCAGGGACGGAGAGGGGUUACCCUUGCACCCCAGUUUCAUGGUCGCCUCACCCGGGGACCUCAACGACCUGCCCGAAUACGGACAGGACUCGCGCACCCUCGAUAAGCUCAUCGACGGCCACAACAUCACCACGGACGACCAACACAUGUGGCUGAUCCCUUUCUCUUACGGAGAGCCUCACACCGUGACCAUCACCUUCCCCCAGGCCCAGACCAUUGCUGGGCUCCGCACCUGGAACUACAACAAGUCCGCCGAGGACUCGUACAGAGGGGUGAAGGUGAUCCACGUGAUCAUGGACAACGUCACCAUCUCCCCUGUUGAAGGCUUCCUGAUCAGGAAAGGACCAGGCAACUGUCACUUUGACUUUGCCCAAGAGAUCCUCUUCUUGGACUACCUCCAGACGCCCGCUGACAAUAAGAGCGCCGAAGAGUAUCCCAACAAGCGGAGCGCGAAGAAAGCAGAACAAGCCAGCAUGGACUACGAAGCUCCCAUCAUGCCCUGCGGAUUCAUCUUUCAGCUGCAGCUGUUAACCACCUGGGGAGACCCUUACUACAUCGGCCUCAACGGCCUCGAGUUCUACAACCAGAAUCAUGAGAAGAUCAGCCUCAGUGACCACAACAUUGCUGCUUUCCCAGACAGCGUUAACGUACUGGACAAUGUGAGCGGCGACGUGAGGACUCCGGAUAAAUUAAUAGACGGCUUCAACAGCACGCAGGAUGGAAGACACAUGUGGCUGGCUCCAGUGCUCCCUGGACUGGUAAACCGCGUGUACGUCAUCUUUGAUCAGCCGGUGACCGUGUCCAUGAUCAAACUGUGGAACUACUCCAAGACCCCACAGAGAGGAGUUAAAGAGUUUGGGCUGCUGGUGGACGACCUUCUGGUGUACAACGGCAUCUUGGACAGCGUGAGCCACACGAGCCGCGGCAUUCUGCCCACGUGCGACGCGCUGGUGCCGUACCACACCGUCCUCUUCACUGACAACGCGUACAUUGCACACCGUGAAAGGAACACUGUCAUCAGCCCCCGCGGCAGCAGACGCCCCCAACAUAAUUACGUGGAAGACCAAGAUGUCAAGAUGACCAAUGAAAAUCAGAUCGUCCAUCACAGCAAGACGCAAGCGGCAGACCCAGGUCUUCGGCCUAAAACGUGCAUGACCGACGUCGGGAAACACGGACAGAGGAGGUACUGACAUGUAGCUCGCUUUACGCCCGCGGUGGCUGAAAGCUCCCGUCUCCCUUUUAUAUUAACACGCCAUGUGACCUGCAUGAGCCACGCUGAAGAGGACACGUUUUGCACUGAUCACAAUGGGUUUGCGUUGCGCGCGCGCACACACACACACACACACACACACACACUACAAACGGAGAGUCAGUCGCUCCCUCAGUGCCAGGCUAAAUAAACCCGCCAGGCUGCUUUCUGCCAGCCUUAUUAUUACUGUGCCUGUACUCUGCCUGUGCCGUGUAAAUACAUCAAUAUAAUAAAUAGCCAGUCCAGUUUCACAGACAAUUUCUACAUCCAGUGUUUAUUCACAAUUGAAUCCACUGACGAGCCUAGUUCUUUGCCUCACCAAAUGUCAUGCUAUGCACACUUAUUGGUAGCUAUUAGUCGUUUAUAAAUGUGGGCUAAUGUGUCAGAGAACUCUUUGUAUUGAGUAUUCAUAUGUACUAAACAAAAAGCUGACACCAUACAUGAAAUCCAUGCUCCAAUCUUCAACACAAACCCCAUUUCCUCAUUUAGUGCCCGUGGAUGUGUUUACUCACUGGAGGUGUCAACUGGGUUGUUGGCAACAUAAUAGUUUUUCUGAAUCCCUGGGAGACUAUUUUUUUUUUUUUUUUUAAAUAUAAAGAAAAGCAAUGAGCAACAAAUCCAGCCACUUUUUGGGCCGUUAAAAUUCUGGAGACUCCGAAGAUGUUCGCCCUUCCGUGUCCAGACUGCAAAGCCACCACUGGUUAAUGUCACACAAUUCAAAAGUCAAUUUUUCAUACAUCUCUGAAAAUUUAAACCCAAAAAAUUAUUAUUAUUGGAAAAAAAAAAAAAAUGGGCAGAACUAAUAACAAUGUUUUACAUGCCUUGGUAGGUGCUGCUGUUUUUGGUUAGCAACAAAGGGCAUGAGUUAACAAUCGUGUCUGAAACGGGAAUUCGUAGUUACUGGUUAAAAUGUGAAAAAUGGGGUUGUGGGACACGCAUUGAGAAGGGGCCACCAUUUGAGAAGAUAAGGUAAACGUAGCUUCGCAGCGUAUUUUGCCAAAUGCUAGCUUGAGCUCAACAUCAUGUAGAGAAAUAGUUGAAAUCCAAGUGACCUUUACUAAAGUUGCGAAUCGGCCGUACGACUUUUAAGCCACUUUGGUUGGUCAUUUGAUCGGGUCUAUUUGUAUUUCUAAGCUUAGAUUUUUUUUUUUAAUCGACGCUGUUACAGGCGACUUCCAAUAUGCAGAAACUACUGACUUUUACCUCAAAUUGCGAGAUCAACGAUCUCACGACGGGACGCGUUCACUUUGACAUCGGUAGUUUGGGUCGUUCAAUACAUUUUAAUUCACAGCCACUGUGCUACCGUCGCAUGGGAAAGUCUCACCAGCUGUCACAUUUGAGUGACGAUUAUUGUAUGCGUGGUACUUAAGUGUUUUUGAAAAAAAGCUAUUUAUUUUUCUAAUCUUGAUUGACGCUGUGUAUUACAUGUAGGCUUAUUUCAAAGACAAAUAAAAUGUUUACAAGUGUACUCCAUGUUGUUUUUCCUUCAGCACAGCGUAUUGUUUUAUGAUUUCAACUUUUUAAAGGGAUCGUUUUUUUUUGGGAUUACUAGUUUUUACAGUAUACCGGAAAGCCUGAUUUAAGAGUUGCACAUCUCCAGUGUAGUACUACAUUGUGCCACAACAUGCCGCGGGCAGCACCAAGGUCCACUAAGUGACAUACAAUGUAAUUAAGAGCAAGAAGAAGAGGCAGAGAAGGUCCCCUACUAAAUUCAACUAAACAUCAUUCCACCAGAGCAGAAAUAAUUGUUGUAUGCGCUGUUUGUAUGUGUUAUAGUCGCAGUUGUUGGGCAUUUUACAAUUACUGUAACAUAUAUGCUAAUUUCAGUUGGCCUGUCUGUCAUUUCACAUUCUGUAGCAUAAACUUUUUUCCAGACUUUUGUUGAACAAAAUUAAUUAACUACGGUAAACUUCAACUAGGAGUGACGGCUUGAAGCAAGCGCGCUUUGACUCUCAUUUGGAGGAACUUUGUGAGUAAGUGAGAACAAGCACUGAGUCAUACUUUUUAUUAGGUUAAAAUGUCUUUAAAGCAUGUGGGAGGGGUAAAACCAGUUUAAAAACAAAUUUGUUAUAUCGUCUGUCACGGAUUUUCACCUAUUUAUGUAUUUUCUGCAUCAGUCGACAACAGCUGAUUGACUUAACCCUCUUGGCUUUAUGCUGGCCAUGUCCACCUGGCUUCCUUUUUUUUUUUUUCCAAGGCAGGGAUUUUUGGUCUGAUUUAGUCAUUUUCUGCUCUUUAUACCGCUUACAUCAAUCAAAUUGUAACUUUUUGGCUCUAUUGUCGCCGCUUUUGCUCGGUCGGCCCUGCGGUGAAAGUCCGACGUUCGAGUGAUGAGCUCGCGACGUCCACAGCCGUGCGGCACCACGCAGACGGUAGGGCGGACGCACCGGGUCACGUUGAGCCCGCCGGCGGCUCGAGCAGCGACCGGGGUUCCACUUAAGACACGUAUACAGCCAAUUUAAAUAAAUCAACACCCCCCUCCCCCGAUCCCAGACUCUUAAAAUUCAUAUUCUCGCGGUGAAAUCAUCACAUGUAGACAAUAUAAUUCUUACAAGCAUAUAUC
Phycodurus eques (leafy seadragon) is the source of this 7784-nucleotide messenger RNA. RefSeq names its product katanin-interacting protein. NCBI's taxonomy places the organism in Eukaryota, Metazoa, Chordata, Actinopteri, Syngnathiformes, Syngnathidae. The record is from RefSeq and is a predicted model, not a curated record. The transcript is spliced from 30 exons. The coding region runs from base 387 to 5162 and encodes 1591 amino acids.